ACAGGAAGGCGACUGUGUUGUCCUGAUUAACACGACUCUUUGUGGCUUCCUGUCUUUGAUCAGUUUAAAGGUUGUUUUAGAAAGAAACGUCCAUUCCAUUUGCCCAGUUGGAUGUCACUUCCUUCCUUCCUCAGUCACUCUCCAGCAUAAAUCUGAAUCUGGUGUGAGUUGUGCUUCAGUUUGUGUGGAGUGAGUAGAAAGAACGGCGUUUCUGUGAAACCGACUCAAGAAGUUCUUCAUCCUGCCUCAUCAUGCCCUCUAACCAUCCGUCAUCUUCACAUCUGAUCCGAAACUCGUCGGCCAUGUUGGGAGUCAGUACAACAAAAGGCACACACACAGACCCUCCCUACAUCUUCACCACCUCGGCUGUUACUAAUGCCAGUGCCAACGUUUUUGCCGACUUCUUUGACAACCUGCUGAAUCACAUUCCCUUGCCACGAUGGGCAAUAUUUGUCAUCCUCGCAGCCGGCGGCCUGCUGAUUUUGCUCUGUUGUCUGUGCAUCUGCAUCAAGUGCUGCUGCAGAGGGAAAAAGAAGAAACGACAGCGAGAAGAACUGAUCAGUUUGAAAGGGGUGGAUGGGAAAACCAUCACAACUCUGGUUCAGCCAGAUGUGGGAGACGUGGACUACGGCGUGAUCAAACACUACCGAGGAAAGCUGCUUUACUCUCUGGAUUACAAUGCCACGUUGUCUGAGCUCACAGUAGGGAUCAAACAAGCAAACAGCUUGAAGGCCAUGGACCUGGGAGGCAGCUCUGACCCGUAUGUCAAAGUCUACAUCCUCCCUGAGAAGUCCAAAACCUAUGAGACCAAAGUUUUCAAAAACACUCUGAACCCUGUUUUCAACGAGCUUUUCACAUUCCAGCUAUCCAAAUCCACCCUUCUGAAGUCAACAGCAGUGAUGAAGGUGUUCGACUUCAACCGCUUCACCAAACAUGAAAUCAUUGGUGAGCUACGGGUGCAGCUCUGCAAUGUUGAUUGGAACCAUGUCAUUGAAGAGUGGCAGGACCUGACUGAACCCACCAAGUUCGAGGAGGAAAACCUGGGGGAAGUCUGCUUUUCUCUGCGUUACGUUCCAACUGCCAGCAAACUUACUGUCGUAAUUCUGGAGGCAAAAAACCUGAAGAGCAUGGACUAUGGAGGAAGCUCAGAUCCAUUUGUGAAGGUGCAGCUGGCGCUGGACAAGAGGAAGUGGAAGAAAAGAAAGACGUCAAUUAAAAAGAAAACUUUAAACCCCUAUUUUAACGAGUCCUUCAGCUUUGAUGUGACAUUCGAUCAAAUACAGAGGGUGAACCUGGUAAUCUCAGUGUGGGAUCACGACGCCAUGACCAGGAAUGAUGCCAUGGGGAAGAUUUUUUUGGGCUGCGAUGCCACAGGGAAUCAACUGAGGCACUGGGCUGACAUGUUGUCCAACCCACGGCGGCCGGUGGCUCAGUGGCACAGCCUGUUAUCAGCCGAGCAAGUCAACUCUACGCUGGCCCUGAAGAAGAAGAUCCCCAUCCCCAGCAAGCUGAAGGAAAACCCACUGUUUGAUAAACAUUUUAAAUAGAGUUAAAAGUGAACAAUGUUUGUAUAAAGCUGAUUUUAUAUACAUAUUUUAUAUCCAUCUGACCUCCCUAGGGCGGCUGUGGCUACAUAGUAGCUUACCAUCACCGGCAGUGUGUGAAUGUGUACGAAUAAUGGAAAGCACUUUGGGUUUCUUAAACAGCGCUAUAUAAAUCCAAACCAUUAUUAUUAUUAUUAUUAUUAUUAUUAUUAUUAUUAUUAUAUAACAUAAUUAUAAUAAUUUAAUGUGAUAUUAGAGAACUUAAAGGGAUAUUCAACAUGUUUCCCGGAGUUAAAUAAGGGAAAAUUUUUUUUUUAACCAGCCCAGUCAUGCUCCUGACCUGGCUGUACUCCUUUAGCUUUAGCUUAGCAUAAAACACAGUAAGUGAAUGGGUCCAACUAGCAUUGUGAGUAAAAAUGUGUUUAAAAUCA
This is a messenger RNA of Nothobranchius furzeri (turquoise killifish), 1975 nucleotides long. It is a transcript of the gene syt8, whose product is annotated as synaptotagmin VIII. Gene Ontology annotation, biological process: synaptic vesicle endocytosis; calcium ion-regulated exocytosis of neurotransmitter; regulation of calcium ion-dependent exocytosis. Lineage: Eukaryota; Metazoa; Chordata; Actinopteri; Cyprinodontiformes; Nothobranchiidae. Gene Ontology annotation, molecular function: phosphatidylserine binding; calcium ion binding; syntaxin binding. The record is from RefSeq and is a predicted model, not a curated record. Gene Ontology annotation, cellular component: axon; exocytic vesicle; dense core granule.